Messenger RNA from Gadus chalcogrammus (walleye pollock), 1774 nucleotides. It is a transcript of the gene grk1b, whose product is annotated as G protein-coupled receptor kinase 1 b. The coding region runs from base 95 to 1774 and encodes 559 amino acids. Gene Ontology annotation, molecular function: G protein-coupled receptor kinase activity; ATP binding. Lineage: Eukaryota; Metazoa; Chordata; Actinopteri; Gadiformes; Gadidae. The transcript has 7 exons. Gene Ontology annotation, cellular component: cytoplasm. Gene Ontology annotation, biological process: signal transduction; regulation of signal transduction; protein phosphorylation. The record is from RefSeq and is a predicted model, not a curated record.
CCAACAAAAACAGAUGUGUUGUCCUUAAACAUGGUACUGAUACCAAGAUUCUGCCCUUCCAGGACCUUGUGAAUCUCAAGGCCCAAAUCCAACCAUGGACAUCGGUGCCUUAGAGACGGCGGUGGCCAACAACGCCUAUGUGUCGGCCCGCGGCAGCAUCGAUGGCGCUUCGGCCGCCGCCAUGCGAGACAAGAAGAUGCGGGCAAAGCUCAACCUCCCGCACAUCAGGAAUUGCGAGCAGAUGAAGACCACCGUGGACUCUUCGUUCGACUCCAUGUGUGUGGCGCAGCCCAUUGGCAAGCGGCUGUUCCAGCAGUACCUGGAGAGCGAGGAGACGCACAAGAACGCAUCGCAGCUGUGGAAAGACAUGGAAGACUACAACACAGCCCAGGAGAAUGACCGACUACAGAAGGCCCAGAGGACGGUCAACAAGUACUAUGAGUCUGCGGCCAAGACCUUCUGCAGCUUCCUGGAAGAGAAGGCCGUCACCCGAGUAAAAGAAGACUACAAGAACAUCCGAGGUGACCUGUUCAAGGAGAGCGAACAGCUGCUGCUCAAGCACCUGGAGGCCAAGGCCCUAGAGGGGUUCAAAAACAGCUUGUUCUUCCAGCGCUUCGUGCAGUUCAAGUGGCUGGAGAGCCAGUCUGUGAAUGAGGACUGGUUCAACGAUUUCCGAGUGCUUGGUAAAGGAGGUUUCGGAGAGGUGCAUGCCUGUCAGGCAAAGGCAACAGGAAAGAUGUAUGCCAACAAGAAGCUUGACAAGAAAAGGCUGAAAAAACGUAAAGGAUACCAGGGAGCCAUUGUGGAGAAGCGCAUUCUGGCAAAGGUACACAGUCGCUUCAUCGUGUCACUGGCGUACGCCUUCCAGACCAAGAAUGAGCUUUGUCUUGUGAUGACCAUCAUGAAUGGAGGAGACCUCAGGUACCACAUGUACAAUGUGGAUGAAAAGAAUCCGGGUUUUAAUGAGAUAAGAGCAUGCUUCUACACAGCCCAGGUCAUCUGUGGGCUGGAGCACCUUCACCAGCACAGGAUCGUCUACAGAGACUUGAAGCCAGAGAAUUUACUAUUGGAUGAUGCAGGGCACGUCCGACUGUCCGAUUUGGGUCUUGCUGUGGAGCUUCCGCCAGGACAAGAUACAACUACUGGAUAUGCAGGAACUCCAGGCUUCAUGGCUCCAGAGCUGCUCCAGAAGAAGGCAUACGACUACUCAGUGGACUACUUCACGCUGGGGGUCACGGUGUACGAGAUGAUAGCAGCUAAAGGACCCUUCAGAACCCGAGGAGAGAAGGUCGAAAGCGAAGAGGUCACUAGGAGGAUCCUCAACGACGCGGUCGCCUACCCUCCCACCUUCAGUGCGGAGUGCAAAGCUUUUUGCGAAGGUCUGAUGGAGAAAGAUCCGGCGAAACGCCUGGGCUUGAAGGACAACGAGUGUGCAGAGCUCAAGAGUCAACCGUUCUUCAAGGAACUCAACUGGGGCCGCCUGGAAGCAGGCAUGCUCCCUCCGCCCUUCGUCCCGGACCCAAAGAUGGUGUACGCCAAAGACAUCGACGACGUGGGCGCCUUCAGCACCAUUAAGGGGGUGGUGCUGGACGCCACGGACACCGAGUUCUACGAUGACUUCUCCUCCGGGAACAUCCCCAUACCCUGGCAGGAGGAGAUGAUCGAGACGGGCGUGUUCGGGGAGCUCAACCUCUGGGGCGCGGGCGGCAAGCUUCCCAACGACCUGGACCCCAACUUUGUGGAGGCAAAAGGGGGGGGCUGCGUGCUCCUCUGA